ACACCAAACUCGCCAUGUCAAUCACCUUGUUUGCGUUAUUGGUUCUAUGUGCAGGCCCAACUUUGGGGCUUCUUGUGCCCCAGCACUACUGCGAUGAGCACUUCAGAUAUGCCAUGAAAGACAAACAACAGACCUAUAUAGGCAUUUUCUCGGCCCCCGACGAGGCAAUAAAUUCAAAUACAGUUUUAAAUUGGCUGGCGACAUUCGAAAUGCAAGGAAAGCGCGACUUGUUUGUGGGUUCAAUGAACACGUAUCCCAAUAAGAAUGAGGCCGCCAUUAACAUUGUAAGGGGUAUGCCGGCCGAGGUUUUUGUGGAGUUCUUGAACAUCACCAACGCGCUGCCCAAGCUAACAUCAUUGUAUCUCAACGAUCAACUACUCUGCUCCAAUGAAGAAUAUCCAUUUCCUAAGACUAGAAUUACUCUAAGGCAUCAAAUGACAAUUAGAGUGAAAAAUAAAGGCAAAUACUCUUCGUAUAUUUAAUAUUAUAUAUUGUAAAAUGCUAAGAACAUUAAAUAUAUUUCUGUGCAAAAAGUAUUUCAUACAAAAGU
Messenger RNA from Drosophila melanogaster (fruit fly), 550 nucleotides. RefSeq lists its product as uncharacterized. The transcript is spliced from 3 exons. The coding region runs from base 15 to 482 and encodes 155 amino acids. The record is from RefSeq and is marked reviewed. Lineage: Eukaryota; Metazoa; Arthropoda; Insecta; Diptera; Drosophilidae.